This is a messenger RNA of Lynx canadensis (Canada lynx), 1955 nucleotides long. It is a transcript of the gene CRTAM, whose product is annotated as cytotoxic and regulatory T cell molecule. Lineage: Eukaryota; Metazoa; Chordata; Mammalia; Carnivora; Felidae. The record is from RefSeq and is a predicted model, not a curated record. Gene Ontology annotation, molecular function: signaling receptor binding. Gene Ontology annotation, cellular component: plasma membrane. Gene Ontology annotation, biological process: positive regulation of natural killer cell mediated cytotoxicity directed against tumor cell target; cell recognition; detection of tumor cell.
UGCUCCAUUUAUUUCAGAAUCUAGAGGAAGCUGACGAAGUAUGACAACAGCACGGCACAGUAUGUGGUGGAGACUUUGCAGCUUGCUGGCUUGCUUCCCCUUACAAGAAGCCUUUCUGACCAACCACACAGAAACAGUCACCGUGGAGGAAGGCCAGACGCUCACUCUCAAGUGUGUCGUUUCUCACGGGAAGACCACAUCCCUGCAGUGGCUGGCCCCAUCAGUCACCAUUUUUUUCAAUGAGCAUCCUGCUUUAAAACAUCCCAAAUACCAGCUUCGGCAUCACUCCGCCCAUCAGCUCUCCAUCCGCGUGCUUAACGUCAGCCAGCAAGAUGAAGGUGUGUACAAGUGUUUACGAUACGGCAGCUCCGUGAGAACAAAGGAAGUAAAAGUGAUCGUGACAGCAACUCCUUCCACACCAAUCCUGGAAGCUUCAGUUACCAGAAUGCAAAAUGGAAAAGAACACGUUACGCUUAAAUGCUCCACCGUGAGAAGUAAGCCCCCUCCGCAGAUAACUUGGAUUUUAGGGAAUGACAUAGAGCUCUACGGUGAAACCCACCAUGAGUUUGAAACCGAUGGGAAGAAAUGUAACAGCAGCAGCAUCCUCAGAGUCCACACGUACAGCAAAAACUCAACAGUGGACUGCAUUAUCCGACACAAAGGUCUACAAGGAAGAAAACUGGUGGCACCAUUCCGAUUUGAAGAUAUGGUUACUGAUCGAGAGACAGCUUCAGAUGCCCUGGAGAAAAACUCUCCAUCGUCUGCAGACCCUCAGCAGCCCACUAGCACUGUUGCAGUAGUGGAAGAUUCUAAUACAACAGAGAUUGACAAGGAAGAGAAAAACCAAACCGCUCAAGAUCCUGCCUUAACCACUGAAACAAAUCUUCAGUAUGUGGGGGUGAUAAGGAGGAAAAAUGGCAUUCUGCUGCUCACCCUGGUCUCCUUUCUCAUCUUCAUACUCUUCAUCAUCGUCCAGCUCUUCAUAAUGAAGCUUCGGAAAGCACACGUGAUAUGGAAAAAAGAGAAUGAAAUUUCAGAACACACGCUGGAAAGUUACAAAUCGAGGUCAAAUAAUGAAGAAACAUCAUCCCAAGAGAAAAAGGACCAAACUUUCCACUCGAAGAGCUACAUGAACUACAUCACACGGUUGUACUCUGAAGCAAAAACAAAGCGGAAGGACGAUUCACGGAGUUCGAAAUUCAAAGGAGAGCCCGCUCAUAUACCAGAGAGCAUCGUGUAACGUUCUUUGCAACAGCAAAUAUCGAUUUCAGUGCAGCUGCAGGCCUCACAGUGGAGCAGCCUAUGGGAAGGAGCAUAAUUAUGGUCACAAGAAAAAAUAUACUUUGAGUGCAAUGCAACAUGGUAGCCUCCCGUGGCACACUGCCCUGGAUUCAGGGCUGUGAAAUGAGGACCAGACCAUGGACACAAAGCUUCAUAGUUUAAAAAAAAAAAAAAAAAAAAAAAAGAGAAGAGAAGAGGAAAAGAAAAGAAAAAAGAAGAGAAAAAACCUAUCAUGCCUGACACUACUUCAGAGAAGGAGGAGACUCUUCAGUCUUGGAGAUCAGGGUUGAUUGGGCCAGCUAGCAUCUUACCAUGAAGGGAAAAGGAGUUUUUAGAUGCUGGGCUUGAGCAGAACUACUUUAAAAAAAAUUUUUUUUUUUUUAUAAAUCUUUCCUUCUGAUCGCCAAAUACAAACUUUGGGAUGGAAAGGACCUAAAGAAGGUCUCCAAUCCUAGGAGCUUACUUUCAAGAAGGGCUUUAAGAAGAUGUAGCUUUAGUUCAAGGCGGGCCCAAAGAUUCGAUUUUCGAAGGUUUUCUUGCUAAAUCACAAGAGCGGAUCUGGCCAAGUUUUCACCAGGACAUUUCAUCACAAAAACAUGUACCAAAACAACAACAACAACAACGAAUUUAACUUACUAUGACCUAAUUAAUGCUUUAAAAAAUUAUUUAAUAAA